This is a messenger RNA of Struthio camelus australis, 10287 nucleotides long. Lineage: Eukaryota; Metazoa; Chordata; Aves; Struthioniformes; Struthionidae. The record is from RefSeq and is a predicted model, not a curated record.
UAUAAUGUCUGUCAGUUAAUUUGCAUAAUUGUUCUUGUAUGCAUAAUUUUCAGUGAUGUAAAUGGAGUCUUUCAUUGGAGUGCUUAUACAGAGUGUGGUAAGAAAACUUUCUCUUCUGCAAAAACAGGAAUAUUUCAGUUUCUUAAGAAACUUUUGGCUUAGUAUGAAUUCUUAUGCAAGUAAAACUACUUACUUGGAGGAUCAGAAUUUAAAUCUGUAAUUGUGUUCCUCAGAAGUCCUGUCUUUAGUAUUCCAAGACUCCUCCCACUUUGGCCGGUAAAAUCUGCGUUUUGUAAAACACUAAUCCUGUUACGGAAGCGUGAGGCUUCAUCUUGGUUGUAUAACUUGCUACAGUGUGUGUGUGUGGUGGGGGGAACUUAAGUUGCAGCAAUUAUUUGCGUAAAUGGGCUUGCAUCGUAUUCUUUUACGGUCCCCUACCUCAAACAUAGGCAGCUGCUUUAUAUUUUUUUCACUUUUUUACGUUUUUUCAUAGAAACUUUGAGCAUAGGUGUUUUUAGAGCAUGGGUUGUAAAUAAGCAUAUUAGUAUAAUAAGAACAUCUAAUAAUUACAGUAUAUAUAGUUAAUUGUUUGAUGCAGCUGAGAGAAUAGGCAAGGAUCUUUCUGCACUUCCUACUGCAAAGGACAAGGGUUGAAUUUUUGGAGCUGAGGGGACACAGGUUCUAUUCCUCACAGUGUUAUUUUGUGUUAGGGGUAGAGACUUCUUACAGAAUGAUAGUUAAAUGUCUUACUGUGAGGUAUGCAAAAAUGUAGUUCAACUGUUUUGAAUUGCAGGACACAAACUUGCAGUGAGGAUAAAACCCGUCAAUGAAACUUCUUCUGAAGUAUUUCAAUCACUGUUGCUUUAAGCAUCUUUUAUUUACUUCCGUUCCUUCCCAUUUUUAUGAGAGAAAAAUGAGAUUUCUAUUGGGUUGGGGUAUACUAUAUACAGAUAUUGGAUUUAAAUAGUUUUUUGUGCAUAGGGUUUUUUAAAUAUUAGUUUUGAACAGAUGACACUCCUUUCUUGCGCGCUGGAAAAUGAAAUUAGAUUGCUAGGAAUUUAAGAGAGCGUUCUAUUCAGCUGCGUAGGUGAGUAACUGAAGGCAAUUUUCAACUGUAGCACAACAGCCAACUUUCUAGGGCAAUUUAGGGUGCCCACCUCAUACCAUAGUAUGUUUCCUUUAAAGAACAACAACAAAGCCUAUUGUAAUUGUGGAGUGAAAGUUUGGUGUACUCAAUGCUUUUUACAGUAAGGGAAUCAGGUUUUUAGUUUUAUCUCCAGAGGCACUACACCGAGCAUAAAAAUGAUGGAGAAUUGAAUUGGAUUUGAAAUGAGAGUUAGUGAAAAUACUGCCUGUCAAAUGCAAAAUCCACCACUGAAAUACAAAGGGAAAAGGGGAGUGCGCCAGAGUUUUCUCUGAAAACUAGCGAUGAGGCAUGAGAAAGUUGGGGAGUAGAAAAAAGUGGUCAAGUAGUUGAGUCCAAAUCCAAUGUGCUGUUGUGGCACUAUGUGAAGCAUGCUUCACAUCAGCAUGUUUUAUUAAGGGAUCCAAACUUUGUUUCUCAAGUAGUCAUUUCUCCCACUGACAGUUCUGUGAGGAGUAAAAAUUUACAGAUGAGUGAGGCAUUCAAAAGUAAAAUAGAUGCAUUAAACUGAUUUCUUCAAUGCUACUUAAGGAGUCAAUUUCCGAGAUCAAAUUCAGGAAUCAGGAUGGUCAGUUUUUUUGAUUGGGUUGCUAAAUCACUAAAUGCUAUGUUUGCUUUUUUUAAAAAUUACCCAACCUCUGUCUUCUGUCACUUUCAAGUCGGAUUUCUUCAGAGACUUAUUUAUUUUCUGACCUUUUCACAUUGUGAUUCCAGUGAUUCUGAAAUAUAGGCUAUUCUGCAUACCAAAAAAGUAGUGUGAGAUCUGACAUUCCUCAUGUUACCCAAAUAAGCCUUGAUGCUUCACUAGUGUUUAUUUAGCAGCAGAUCAAUCCAACUUCUACUAAAUCUUUAAAAAAAAAAAUAGUGAAUACGCUUCUCUGAAAAUUAUUUUAUGGGAGUUAUAUCUUGUAUGUUUUAUCAAACAGCUACUUACACGACAGCGUGUUAGUGAUGUUUCUCAUGAACCUGUCAGAAUAGUUGGAACAGUAAUAAAAAGGGAAAGUGUGCUUCCCAGGUGAGUAGUAAUUCAUAGCUGUGCGACAUGCUGCACAGGAAUCCUAUAUAGGUUGUGUUGGAGCAGGUUGUUUUGAAUUAAAAUGUUUUCCUUUUAUCCAUAUAAACGUGAUUAUAGCAUGUGCUUCUUCCAAAGUUAAUUCUAAUGGAACUACGUUUUCUUUUAAUAGUACAUUUAAAGGAUAGCAGUGGAGCACGCCACCAGCCACGCUCAGUGUCUAAAUAAACUAUUCAGUCUUACUGCAAGCUAUCACGUGUGGACUGUACUUGAAACACCUUUUUAUUAGCUUCUGAAUUGUGUCCUGUCUCCUCCCUAAAGUGCAUCAGCUGAAAAGGGCAAGAUAGGGUAUAAUAAAGCUGCUUGUGACAGUUCUUGUUUUUGUUAGAGGAAUGAUUAUAUGGAGCUAUAGAAAAUACUAAACUUAAUAGCUGGUACAUUCUGAGGUGAAUAACUGAGUUGAAAGAAUGAUACCCUUGUUUUCGUGGUGUCUGGUGUGAGCGUUGUGUUAUGCUAAUUGUAGAAUCUCAGGAGAAAGUAGACUGUCCUUGUUAUUUCUGGUUAUUUAUUGAAGGUAAUGGUUUGUGUUUAGACAGAUGAGGUAAAGGAAACAUGUUCUUCAUAGAUAUCUCUAUGUAGCACACUCCAUUUUUAUUUAAGACUUUAAAAUUGGGCUUAGAUCCACUAAAUCAACUUUAAUUAAAAUCCUGUUUCCCUUUAGAAGAAACUUAGAACAAAUCAUGGUUAGAAAGAGUCUGUUACUAAAUAGAAAUGUCACCUGCUAACACUUGCUCGUUCUUUAAGGUUUGCACUUUAUAGGUAUGCUGCCCUCCUGGCUGGCAAAGAGAAAUAAUAUAUUUAGUGCAAGGAUUACCCUUGGUUGCAAAUCAAUGCUUCCUGAAAGGCUCAUUCUCAUUUCCAAGCGAUCUUUGUCUUAGGAGUGUAGCAAAAUGCCUAUAAAUGCAAAAAAUUUAUUCAAGUUAUAACAGAAGUAAGCAUUUUCUGGAAACUGCAGUAUGUAGUACUUUCUUUGCUAGUUUCAGGUAUCAAGAUCUACUGCAGAUCUGUCAUUAAGUUCUUAUUUGUAGGACUUGGAAAGAAGGUUUUAUUUUUGUCCUGUUUAUUUUCAUUAAACAGCAAAUCAGAUGAGAUCUGGCUUGAGUAUUAGAUCAAAUGAGAAUGUUUAAAAAUAUUGCUGAUUCAUCUCAUGUUUUGUUUUUAGAUAUAUCCGAUUAUAUGGGAGAAAAUUUAGCAAAGAAGAUCAUGUGCUUUUUAUUAAGCUCUUAUAUGAGUUGGUAACAAUUCCAAAACUGGAGAUCAGCAUGAUGCAAGGAUUUGCACGCCUGUUGAUAAACCUGUUAAAGAAAAAAGAACUGCUUUCCAGGGAUGAUUUAGAGUUACCAUGGAGACCGCUUUAUGAAAUGUUGGAAAGGAUAUUAUACUCCAAAACAGAGCAUCUUGGAUUAAACUGGUUUCCCAAUUCUGUAGAAAGUGUUCUAAAAACACUUGUGAAGAGCUGCCGACCAUAUUUUCCAGAAGAUGCCACUGAGGAGAUGUUAGAUGAAUGGCGGCCUUUAAUGUGUCCCUUUGAUGUUACCAUGCAAAAGGCUAUUACUUACUUUGAGUUAUUUCUACCCACUACCCUUCCUCCAGAUCUUCACCAUAAAGGUUUCAAGCUUUGGUUUGAUGAAUUUAUAGGCCUUUGGGUGUCAGUUCAAAAUCUUCCCCAAUGGGAAGGGCAUUUAGUAAACCUUUUCGCUCGUUUGGCCACUGACAACAUUGGGUACAUAGAUUGGGAUCCGUAUGUACCAAAGAUUUUUACGAGGAUCUUGAGGAGUUUAAAUCUUCCAGUGGGUAGCAACCAAGUUGUUGUCCCAAGAUUCUUAACGAAUGCUUAUGAUGUAGGACACGCAGUAAUGUGGAUCACUGCCAUGAUGGGUGGACCGAGUAAACUAGUGCAGAAGCAUUUGUCUGGACUGUUCAAUAGCAUUGCUUCUUUUUAUCAUCCUUCAAAUAAUGGGCGCUGGCUGAACAAACUGAUGAAACUACUUCAAAGGUUACCCAGUGGUGUUGUCAGAAGGUUGCAUCGUGAGCGCUACAAGAAAGUGACGUGGUUGACUCCUGUGCCUGAUAGUCAUAAACUUACUGAUCAGGAUGUUACUGACUUUGUAGAGUGCAUUAUUCAACCUGUUCUUCUGGCUAUGUUCAGUAAAACUGGAAGCCUGGAGGCCGCUCAAGCGCUGCAGAACCUUGCACUGAUGCGUCCUGAGUUAGUAAUUCCACCUGUACUGGAGAAAACAUAUCCUGCACUUGAGACAUUGACCGAACCUCAUCAGCUCACAGCUACUCUAAGCUGUGUAAUUGGAGUAGCUCGUAGCCUGGUAUCUGGGGGGAAGUGGUUUCCUGAAGGUCCGACACACAUGCUACCUCUACUGAUGAGAGCAUUGCCGGGGGUGGAUCCAAAUGACUUCAGCAAAUGCAUGAUUACAUUCCAGUUUAUUGCAACAUUUUCUACUUUGGUGCCUUUAGUAGAUUGUUCAUCUGUAUUGCAAGAAAGAGAUGACCUCUCAGAGGUGGAAAGAGAACUGUGCUCUGCAACUGCUGAAUUUGAGGAUUUCGUACUACAGUUUAUGGAUAGAUGUUUUGGACUUAUAGAAAGCAGCACGCUAGAACAAACCAGAGAAGAGACUGAAACUGAGAAAAUGACUCAUCUAGAGAGUCUAGUGGAAUUAGGUCUGUCUUCUACUUUCAGCACAAUCCUUACUCAGUGUUCAAAAGAUAUAUUUCAGGUGGCCUUGGAGAAGGUUUUUAACUUUGCUGUUUCAAAUAUAUUUGAGACAAGAGUUGCUGGUCGGAUGGUUGCUGAUAUGUGCCGAGCUGCAGUAAAAUGCCGCCCAGAAGAAUCCCUGAAGCUCUUUGUACCCCAUUGCUGCAGUGUUAUAACUCACCUUACUGUCAAUGAUGACGUCUUACGUGACGAAGAACUAGAUAAGGAGCUACUCUGGAAUCUUCAGCUUUUGUCAGAGAUCACUCGAGUGGAUGGAAAGAAGUUGCUGCCAUACAGGGAGCAGCUUGGGAAGAUUCUGCAGCGAACCCUACACUUAACUUGUAAGCAGGGUUACAUUCUGUCUUGUAACCUACUGCACCAUCUUCUUCGUUCUGCUACACUUAUCUACCCCACAGAAUACUGCAGUGUGCCAGGUGGCUUUGACAAGCCUCUUUCUGAAUACUUUCCUAUCAAGGACUGGGGUAAACCAGGUGACUUGUGGAACUUGGAUAUCCAGUGGCAUGUUCCUUCAUCUGAGGAAAUAAACUUUGCUUUUUAUUUGCUGGAUACCUUUCUUCAGCCUGAGCUCACCAAACUAGAGCACUAUGCAACUGGAAAACUAGAAAUGUCCAGAGAUGAUGUGCAGCAGUGCCUCGCUAUAGUGCAUAACUGCUUGAUUGGUUCGGGAAAUGUUCUGCCUCCCCUGAAAGGAGAAAGGAUAGCUCACCUGGUCCCAAGUCUGGUGUCUUUGGAAGAGACAAAACUGUAUACGGGUGUUGAAUAUGAUUUAUCAAGACAGAAUUAUCGAGAGACAAUUGCAAGGGUUACAAGGAAACUGUUGCGCUAUAUACUUGAUAAUUCAGAAGAUGAUACCAAGUCUUUAUUUCUAAUAAUAAAGAUCAUUAGUGAUGUUUUACAGUUUCAAGGAUCUCACAAGCAUGAGUUUGACUCACGAUGGAAAAGCUUUAAUUUAGUGAAAAAAUCAAUGGAGAACAGGCUUCAGGGAAAGAAGCAGCAUAUCAGAGCUUUGCUGAUAGACAGAGUUAUGUUGCAGCAUGAGCUGAGAACACUAACGAUGGAAGGCUGUGAAUAUAAGACCUCCCACCAGGAGAUGAUCAGAGAUCUUCUGUGUUUGUCCACAAGUUCGUAUGGUCAGGUCAGAAGUAAAGCUCAGCAAGCAUUCUUCACAGCUCUGGGAACAUACAAUUUUUGUUGCAGAGAUAUCAUUCCUUUAGUUUUGGAGUUCUUGUGUCCAGACCGGCAAGACGUCACACAACAGCAAUUUAAAGGUGCCUUAUAUUGUCUUCUUGGAAAUCACAGUGGAGUAUGUUUGGCAAAUCUUCAUGAUUGGGACUGCAUUGCACAAACAUGGCCAGCAAUUGUUUCUUCUGGGCUUAGCAAAGCCAUGUCCCUGGAAAAACCGUCAAUAGUUAGACUCUUUGAUGACCUAGCAGAAAAAAUCCAUAGACAGUAUGAAACAAUUGGAUUGGAUUUUGCAAUUCCAGAGCAGUGUGUUGAGAUAGCUGUUUUGCUGCAAAAAUCAGAACAUCCAAGUUCAAACUUGACGGUGCUUUGUUCAGAAGAAAUUCAAUUAGGAAUUCAGCGGCAGAAAGAAAAGAGCACUGAAGCUCUGCGACACUAUGAAAAUUUGGUCAACAGGCUUUUGGACUGUGUGGAACAAAGAAAUCUUCCUUGGAAGUUCGAGCACAUAAGUAUUGGCUUUCUGUCUCUGCUCCUGAGGGAUGAUAGGGUACUGCCUGUCCGUGCCAUAAGAUUUUUUGUGCAGUGUCUCAACCAUGAUGCAAUUGUAGUUCGUAAGGUGGCCAUCUCUGCAGUGGCUGGUAUCCUCAAGCAACUUAAGAGAACACACAAGAAAGUGCCCAUCUGCCCUUAUGAAAUUAGUGGAAACCCUAAGCCUUCCAGAAUUCAUGCUGGUGACAGACUGGAUAAUCAGUGGCUGCACUAUGACAGUCAGAGUUUACCAAAGACUAAGGAAGCUUGGGAGUCGUGUUAUUUUGUGGAGAAAACGCAUUGGGGAUAUUACACGUGGCCUCAAACUAUGACAGUUUAUGCUCCAGUUGAGCAGCAACCAAAGCUUGGACGGAGGAGAGAUGAGCUGACAGAGGCAGAGCAGAUAAUAUACGAUCACUUCUCUGAUCCCAAGUUUGUUGAGCAGUUAAUAAAGUUUCUAUCGUUAGAAGACAGAAAAGGAAAAGACAAAUUUAAUCCUCGCAGAUUUUGCCUCUUCAAGGGCCUUUUCAGAAACUUUGAUGAUGCCUUCCUGCCGGUUCUUCGGCCGCAUUUGGAACGCCUUGUAUCAGACUCCCAUGAAAGUACCCAGCGAUGUGUAGCUGAAAUUAUAGCUGGCUUAAUAAGAGGCUCUAAGCACUGGACAUUCGAGAAGGUGGAAAAGCUUUGGAAGCUUCUCUGCCCGUUGCUUCGAACAGCUUUAUCCAACAUUACAGUGGAAACGUAUAAUGAUUGGGGCACGUGCAUAGCAACCUCCUGUGAGAGCAGAGAUCCGCGGAAACUGCAUUGGUUGUUUGAACUGCUGUUGGAAUCUCCACUGAGUGGUGAAGGAGGAUCAUUUGUAGAUGCAUGCCGACUUUAUGUACUGCAAGGUGGCCUUGCACAACAAGAAUGGAGAGUACCGGAACUGUUGCACAGACUGCUGAAGUAUUUGGAACCUAAACUCACGCAGGUUUACAAAAACGUCAGAGAGAGGAUAGGAAGUGUUUUGACCUACAUAUUCAUGAUAGAUGUCUCCUUGCCAAAUACUGCUGCAACUAAGUCUCCUCGUGUCCAUGAAUUUACUACCCGGAUACUUGAAAAUCUUAAACCCCUUAUGGAAGCAGAUGAAGAAAUUCAGAAUCAUGUUAUGGAAGAAAAUGGAAUUGGUGAUCAAGAUGAGCGAACUCAGGGCAUCAAACUCCUGAAAACUAUUCUGAAGUGGUUGAUGGCAAGUGCAGGACGGUCCUUUUCUACAGCUGUCACAGAGCAACUCCAACUUUUACCAUUAUUUUUCAAGAUUGCACCGGUAGAAAAUGACAAUAGCUAUGAUGAGCUCAAGAGAGAUGCUAAGAUGUGUCUGUCGUUAAUGUCUCAGGGUUUGCUGUAUCCUCAGCAAGUGCCUUUGGUACUUCAGGUGCUAAAACAAACAGCAAGAAGCAAUUCUUGGCAUGCCAGAUAUACCAUAUUGACCUACCUCCAGACCAUGGUGUUCUACAAUCUCUUUAUUUUUCUCAACAAUGAAGAAGCAGUCAAUGACAUUAGAUGGCUGGUAAUAAAACUCCUGGAAGACGAACAGCUUGAGGUGAGAGAAAUGGCUGCUACCACACUAAGUGGUUUGCUACAGUGUAAUUUCCUUACUAUGGAUGGUCCAAUGCAGACCCAUUUUGAACAGCUGUGCAAAAUGAGGUUACCAAAAAAAAGAAAGCGAGACCUGGGUUCAGUGGUGGAUACCAUUCCUUCUGGUGAUUUGGUUAAACGCCAUGCUGGUGUGCUAGGACUUAGUGCAUGUAUUUUGUCAAGUCCUUAUGAUGUACCUACCUGGAUGCCACAGCUCUUGAUGGAUCUCAGUGCUCAUCUUAAUGAUCCUCAGCCUAUCGAGAUGACUGUGAAAAAAACACUGUCGAAUUUCCGGAGGACACACCAUGACAACUGGCAGGAACAUAAACAGCAGUUCACUGAUGACCAGCUGCUAGUCCUUACAGACCUCUUGGUUUCACCAUGCUAUUACGCAUAGAUAGGUUACUCCUGGAAAAAAUGAGGAUGUAGAAGACUUUCUGCAAAAUAAAGGAAACUCGAAAGAAAAUUAUUACAUAGAAAGCUUUGUAUUGGACAUCCUCAUGCCUAAUCAAAACCACUUUUAAAUACAAACAUAAAGGCCUGGUUCUAUUCCUAAGGAAUUUCACCUCCCCAGGGAGCCCCACAGUCUCCCUAUAGCAUUCGGAGAGCCUGAUCAUGAUUUUAUUGCCAAGACCCUUGUCAUUGGCCUGCAUCACACAUCUGUCCUUGUUACUGCUCUCUUGCACAGAGACUUACACUGCACAUUUCUUAUCCUCUUUUUCUUACCCUUCUUCCUAGCUGUUUCUGAUAUCAAGGAUAUGCAGAACCAGAGAGUACUGUAAGCCAGAAUAUUCUCAGUGAAGCUCUCCAGUUUUGCUGAUGCAACUUCUUAUCUGGUCAGCUUACAAGACCAAGAACCUGUCUUUGUCAAAGGAUUUAUUUUUCACUACUUGGGUUUGAGUACCCCCAGAUGGCGGGCUCUGUAUCACUUAAUCCACCUCAGGGCAGGAUUGCCUUUUUGUAUCUUCUUUGCAGAAAUGUAAAUAGCGCAUCUUCUCUGUGCAGUAUAGAUGAUGGCAGGACAAAAAAUGGGAAUUGCAAGCUCCUACUGCCUGGCCAGGUCAUCAUAGAUAGCUUGACCAAGUGUGGGGGAAAAAAAUCCAUGAUUAUCUGCAUAAUUCUAAGGGUGAAAGUCUAUGGGUGUUUUUGUGUCGUUAGAGCCCAUAGCUAUGAAAUUGUGGACUAUCAAGUGAUGGUUGAAUUCACAGAAUGAAGUGUAUGCACAGUGUGUAAAGGCACUGAAUAGCUGACUUUUUAACAGCAUAUUCUCAUAAAGAUUGUCAGUAUUUGAGCAAGCACACCUUGCUCAAAGAUUGUGAAAGCUCAAUUUUUUUUUUUUUUUUUUUUUUGCCUGCAGCUUUGUUCAGAGACUGGUAUCUAUUGGCUAUUUAACAACAUGUUUAAUAUGUGUUACAUAGUUGUAAAAGACUGUAUAAAUUGUAGAGGCAUUGCAUUGACAAAACAUUGUACAGUUUGCAACCUUUUACAUAACACCAUUGUGAGAUUAAUUUGUAAAGAUUCAUACUUAGAUGUUAAUACUGUAGUAGUUCUGGCUUUUGUAUCAAAUCAAAUGCCAUUAUUAGUUUUUUAAAUUAUUUUUCUUUAACAGAAUAUCUCUUCAUGUCUAAAAGGCAGAGGUUUUGUUUUGGUUUUCUUGUAUCUCAUUAUUACUAUGUCUCAUUCAGAUUUUAAUGCAACACUUGUGGCCAUGUCUAAAUGCUGACAUCACAUAUUCUGAUGUGAUAAGCUCAUAGAAUGUGAGGUACAUUGAAAUAAUUCAUAAACUGGUGUGUGUUUCAACUUCCAUGCAGUCGUACAGGAGCACUGAUACAUUUUGAGUGAUCUACCUGCUGAGUAUGUGACUCAAUCCAAACUUCAAAGCACAGCAAUGUUCCUGGUGCAGUAUUUAAUGAGUGUCAGCACACGGAUGUAACCACUGUAUAGCAUAGUGCCAAAAUUAUUUCAAUUGUGUACCUAGUUUAAAACGCAAUAAAUGGAUUGUUUGUAACAUCUGCA